UUUAAUAUUUAAUAUUUUGCCACUGCCCUCAAUGGUCUCUCGCCCCUAUAAAGCCCCAGCUGACCCAAUUUCGGAUUUUCUGUUCGAUUCUCUGGAAAGCGGGAAAAAAGAAAAAGCAAAAAGCCACAGAGACACAAACAGAGGCCACUGAUCGUAGCUGGCGGCGAUGGCGAAUGUUAAUGGUUGUGGUGGUGGUGGUGGUGGUGUUGAUCAGGACCAGCAAUGGCUGCUUAAUUGCUUGUCUUCUACCCUCGACCCUAGCCACGACGUUCGCUCUUUCGCUGAAGCUUCGCUUAAUCAGGCCUCUCUUCAACCAGGUUUUGGAAGUGCAUUAUCCAAAUUCGCUGCAAACAGGGAGCUUCCUUUAGGAUUGCGCCAGCUAGCUGCUGUCCUUCUUAAGCAGUUUAUUAAAAAACACUGGCAGGAGGGUGAGGAGUUGUUUGAACAUCCAGUUGUUUCCAGCGAUGAAAAGACAGUUAUACGCAGACUUCUUCUAUUGUCACUGGAUGAUCCUCAUAGAAAAAUGUGUACAGCAGUUAGCAUGGCCGUUGCAUCCAUUGCAGUUUAUGACUGGCCAGAUGAUUGGCCUGACUUGCUGCCAUACCUCCUGAAGUUGAUUAAUAAUCAAACUAAUAUGAAUGGUGUGCACGGAGCAUUAAGGUGUUUGGCUCUUCUUUCUGGUGACUUGGAUGAUAAAGUUGUGCCAACAUUAGUACCCAUCUUAGUCCCAUCCAUGCUUACAAUUGUUUCAUCUCCUCAGGUAUAUGACAAAUACCUACGGACAAAAGCUCUUUCGAUUGUAUAUUCUUGCAUCUCCAUGCUGGGGGUAAUGAGUGGUGUAUACAGGACAGAAACAACUGCAUUGUUAAAACCUAUGCUUAAACCAUGGAUGGACCAGUUCUCUGUUAUCCUGAGCCAUCCUGUGCAAUCUGAAGAUCCUGAUGAUUGGAGCCUCAGAAUGGAGGUUCUGAAGUGCUUGAAUCAAUUUGUUCAGAAUUUCCCUAGCCUUACAGAAGACGAUUUUAUUAUUGUUGUGGGACCGUUGUGGCAAACUUUUGUAACAUCUCUAGGUGUGCGGUCAUCUAUGGAAGGUACAGAAGAUCCUGAUGAAGGAAGAUAUGACUCUGACGGUGGGGAGAAAAGCCUUGACUCAUUUGUCAUCCAGUUAUUUGAGUUUCUGUUGACGAUGGUUGGUAGCAUAAAAUUAGUAAAGAUUGUAAUGAGCAAUAUUAAAGAGUUGGUCUACUAUACUAUUGCUUUUCUGCAGAUAACAAACCAACAGAUUCAUACUUGGUCAAUGGAUGCCAACCAAUUUGUUGCUGAUGAGGAUGAUGUUUCUUACAGCUGCCGUGUUUCUGGUGCACUUUUGUUGGAAGAAGUGGUGAGUGUUGGUGGUACAGAAGGAAUCAAUGCUAUCGUUGAUGCUGCUAAAGAAUGGUAUUGUGAGUCCCAAAGAGAAAAGGCUGCUGGUUCUGCAACAUGGUGGAGACUAAGGGAGGCUGCUCUAUUUGCUUUGUCUUCUCUGUCAGAACAACUACUUGAAGCUGAGGAUUCGGGACUGAUAAGAGUUGGCUUGAGAAACUUUCUUGAGCAAAUAAUCACUGAAGACACUGGGUUAGGGGUGCAUGAAUAUCCCUUCCUUUAUGCUCGGAUUUUUAUAUCAGUUGCUAAGUUCUCCUCUUUGAUUGGCCAUGAUACACUUGAGCAUUUUCUUUGUGCUGCUGUCAAUGCAAUUGGCAUGGAUGUGCCACCACCUGUAAAAGUAGGUGCCUGCAGGGCACUCUCACAGCUCCUGCCUGAAGCAGAUAGAGGAAUUAUUCAACCUCAAAUGAUGAGUUUGUUCUCAUCGCUCACAGAUCUUCUUAGUCAGGCAUCAGACGAGACCUUGCAUCUGGUACUUGAAACUCUACAAGCAUCUAUUAAGGCUGGUCAAGAAAUAGCAGCAUCAAUAGAGCCGAUUAUCUCUCCUAUAAUCCUUAAUAUGUGGGUGUCACAUGUUUCAGAUCCUUUUAUCAGUAUUGAUGCAAUUGAGGUUUUGGAGACACUCAAAAAGGCUCCUGGUUGUCUUCAUCCGCUGGUUUCUCGAAUCCUACCAUAUAUUUGGCCAAUUUUAAAUAAACUGAUGCGUGUUAAUUGUAACUCUCAGCAGCAACAGCAGCCUGAUGGAUUAGUUGCUGGAUCAUUGGACCUCAUAACUAUGUUACUGAAGAAUGCUCCUUCUGAUGUCGUGAAAGCUAUUUAUGAUGUUUGUUUUGAUGCUGUUGUAAGAAUAAUCCUUCAAAGUGAGGAUCAUAGUGAAAUGCAGAAUGCAACUGAAUGUUUAGCUGCUUUUAUAUCUGGGGGAAGACAAGAUCUGCUUGCUUGGGGUGAUGCUGGAUUUACAAUGAAAUGUUUACUUGAUGUAGCCUCCAGGCUUCUAGAUCCUGAUUUAGAAAGCUCUGGAUCCCUAUUUGUUGGGAGCUACAUUUUGCAGCUUAUAUUACAUUUGCAAUCACAAAUGAUGCCACAUAUCCGAGAUCUGGUUGCUGCUCUUGUUAGGCGCAUGCAAUCUGCUCAAAUAGCAGGGUUAAAAAGCUCCUUGAUACUAAUAUUUGCCCGACUGAUCCACUUGAGUUCUCCGAAUGUUGAACAAUUUAUUGAUUUAAUGAUGAUGGUCCCAGCUGAACACCAUAAUAAUUCCUUCACUUAUCUGAUGUCAGAAUGGACUAAGCAGCAAGGGGAGAUUCAAGGUGCAUACCAAAUUAAAGUCACUACCAGUGCGUUGGCGUUGAUGCUAGCCACGAGACAUGCUGUGUUAGUAAAGAUUAAUGUACAGGGACAUCUAAUUAAGUCUGCUUCAGGGAUAACCACUCGCUCUAAAGCUAAAUUAGCACAGGACCAGUGGACAAUUGUCCCACUUCCUGCGAAGAUACUCUCUUUGCUGGCAGAUGCAUUGGUUGAAAUCCAAGAACAGGUUUUGGCUGAUGAGGAGGAUGGUGACUGGGAAGAAAUUGAGGCGGAGGAUGCAGACACUGAUAAAGAUUUGCUGUAUUCAGCUGGUUUAACGUCAUUUAGCAGACCCACACAUGAACAUCUCGAAGCAAUGGCUAAAGUUUUUAGUGAGGAUCAAGAGGAUGGUUAUGAAGAUGACAUACUAUGUGUAGCUGAUCCCCUAAACCAGAUUAAUCUUGCAAACUAUCUUGCGGAUUUCUUUGUAAACUUUUCUCAGAGUGAUAGACAACUAUUCGACCAUCUCUGUCAGAACCUGACUAAGAAUCAGAGGAGUGCUAUUCAAAUGGUGCUUAAUCGCUAAGGAAUUGUCCAGUGGCUUAAGGAAGUGUGUUUUGUUGGGUGUUACUCCAUUUAAAAAAAAAAAAAAAAUGUAUAUUUUGUGUAUUAUGUUAUAUGUUUUUGGUUUAGAAAUGUUAUAUGCAAAUAGUAAGAGAGGCAAAUCAGUUUUGAUUUUUCCUUGGAGAAGCUCUCAUUGAAUUGGAGCUUCGUGUACAUUUUCAAUUCGUAUUUAUUAAUUUUUCGUUGAGCCAUUAAAUACAAAUAUAGGAACCUGUAGGCAAUUUUAUUUUUUAUUUUC
This is a messenger RNA of Ziziphus jujuba (common jujube), 3568 nucleotides long. RefSeq lists its product as uncharacterized. The record is from RefSeq and is a predicted model, not a curated record. The transcript is spliced from 33 exons. The coding region runs from base 167 to 3292 and encodes 1041 amino acids. Gene Ontology annotation, biological process: protein import into nucleus. Gene Ontology annotation, cellular component: cytosol; nuclear envelope. Gene Ontology annotation, molecular function: small GTPase binding. NCBI's taxonomy places the organism in Eukaryota, Viridiplantae, Streptophyta, Magnoliopsida, Rosales, Rhamnaceae.